CACGAAAUAGUCGAUCGUGUGAAGCGACAAGUUGCGGCUGUAACCCUAUGGCAAAGACAUUGUGAUCCUCCAGUUACAUUGAAUUGUAAUCCCGGACAGUACAUGCAUAUAAUUACAGCAUUUUAUGGAGAUGUUGACUGUUCAACUCCGGGUAAAUUUUUUGAGACUAGUGAAGCUAGUUGUGGGAAAAUGGUCGAUAUUAGCUAUUGUGAAAAACAGCAAACCUGUGAUAUACCAAACUUUACCAUGUUCGAGCCAUCUAUGUGUGGGACUGGAGUUAAUGUUAGUCUAUUUGUGCACCACGAUUGCUUAACACCAGUUCUAGAAAUUCUAGGAUCACCGGGACCUCAAGGUAUGCCAGGCAUGAAAGGGUUGCUAGGUGAUGAAGUAAAAGGAUCAAUAGGAGAUAAGGGAAACACAGGAAUAGUCGGCGCUGAAGGAAUAAAAGGAACAGACGGUUUGCCGGGUCCAAAAGGCAAUACAGGUGAUCGAGGUAUGAAAGGAUUGCCAGGAACUAGAGUGGGUAUACCUGGUACUAACGGCACAAAUGGACAAAAGGGUUUUAUAGGAAACAAAGGAUUGCAAGGUUAUAAGGGAAUGCAAAACACUGGACAAAAAGGACACAAAGGAAAGAAGGGAUACAAAGGACAGAAAGGAAAUCAAGGUUACAAGGGACGGAAAGGAGAAAAAGGAUUCAAAGGAUUGACAGGACACAAAGGGUACAAGGGACAAAAAGGCUAUCAAGGUGAAAAGGGUGAGAAAGGAUUAAAAGGCAAAAAGGGAGAGAAAGGUCUGAAAGGAUACAAAGGAGAAAAAGGAUAUAAAGGCUACAAAGGGAAAAAAGGAUUCAAAGGGUUCAAAGGACAUAAGGGUUCAAAAGGACACAAAGGAAUGAAAGGAAACAAAGGAAUCAAGGGACACAAAGGAUACAAAGGUUAUAAAGGUAAAAAAGGAGUCAACGGUUACAAAGGUCUGAAAGGAAAUGACGGGUAUAAAGGACUGAAAGGUAACAAAGGAUUUAAAGGAAUAAAAGGAUCAGAGGGACACAAGGGCAAGAAAGGUCACAAAGGUUACAAAGGACAGAAAGGAUAUAAAGGUGGAAAAGGUACCAAAGGAGAUGAAGGCAUUAAGGGAUAUAAAGGAUAUAAAGGGGGAAAAGGAAGCAACGGUCAUAAAGGAAAUAAAGGACUAAAAGGUUUUAAAGGACAAAAAGGAUUCAAAGGAUAUAAAGGACAGAAAGGAUUUAAGGGAAUCAAAGGAAAGAAAGGAAAGAAAGGCUAUGCAGGUCAAAAAGGUACAAAAGGACAAAAAGGAUAUAUUGGAAGCAAAGGAGUGAAGGGAUACAAAGGAUUCAAAGGACAAAGGGGAUACAAAGGUAGCAAAGGAGGAAAAGGUUAUAAGGGUAUCAAAGGUGAUAAGGGAUACAAAGGAAAUAAAGGUAUAAAAGGAUUAAAAGGAUACAUUGGAAAGAAAGGAACUAAGGGGGUUAAAGGACAGAAGGGAUACAAGGGCAUAAAAGGAAAAAAAGGUAAUAAAGGCUUUAAGGGACAUAAGGGUUAUAAGGGAUUUCUGGGACAAAAGGGGAGCAAAGGCUUUAAUGGAAACAAAGGAUACCAAGGUCAAAAAGGAGAAAAGGGGUAUAAGGGGCUAACAGGACAGAAAGGAUACAAAGGUUAUAAAGGACAGAAAGGCAAUAAAGGUAAUAAAGGCGUGAAAGGUUAUAAAGGUUAUAAAGGACAAAAAGGAAAUAAAGGUUAUAAGGGUAAAAAGGGAAAUAAAGGAUACAAAGGAAGGAAGGGACUUAAAGGUUAUAAAGGACAAACGGGUUUCAAAGGUUACAAAGGAAAGAAAGGUAAAAAGGGAUACAACGGACGAAAAGGCAACAAGGGAUACAAGGGAAUGAAAGGAUACAAAGGAAGUAAAGGAAUUCAAGGGUAUAAAGGAACAAAAGGACUAAAAGGUUAUGAAGGUGAAAAAGGACAAAAAGGAUAUAAAGGUUAUAAGGGAAUAAAGGGAGAGAAAGGUUUCGAAGGACAAAAAGGAUUCAAAGGAUAUAAAGGAACCAAAGGACAUAAAGGUAUCAAAGGACAAAAAGGGUAUAAGGGAAACAAAGGAAUAAAAGGAUAUAAAGGAAUGAAUGGACAAAAAGGAUAUAAAGGACUAAAGGGACAGAAAGGAUAUAAAGGCGGAAAAGGUACUAAGGGAUAUAAAGGCAACAAAGGACUACAGGGAUACAAAGGAUCCAAAGGACAAAAAGGUACUAAAGGAUUUAAAGGACUGAAAGGUUAUAAUGGUAACAAAGGACAGAAGGGAUAUAAAGGAAGCAAGGGAGAUAAGGGUUACAAGGGUUACAAAGGUCAGAAAGGAAACAAAGAAAUGAAAGGUCAGAAAGGUUACAAAGGUCAGAAAGGAUACAAAGGCUUUAAAGGAUACAAAGGUCUAAAAGGAACCAUGGGUAAUAAGGGAACAAAAGGAUACAAAGGUUUUAAGGGAGAAAAGGGUUACAAAGGGAACAAAGGAGAAAAGGGAUACAGAGGAAACAAAGGAAUGAAGGGAUACAAAGGUUACAAAGGACAAAAGGGAAUUAAAGGUUACAAAGGAGAAAAAGGUUACAAAGGUUUCAAGGGUCAGAAAGGAUAUAAAGGUACCAAAGGCACAAAAGGUUAUAAGGGUUAUAAGGGACAAAAAGGAUACAAAGGAAACAAAGGACAGAAAGGAUCUAAAGGUUUCAAAGGACAGAAAGGACAUAAAGGUCACAAAGGAAUCAAAGGAUACAAAGGAAGCAAAGGACUAAAAGGAUAUAAAGGACAAAAAGGAAUCAAAGGAUACAAAGGACUAACAGGUAGCAAAGGUUUUAAAGGACAAAAAGGAAAUAAAGGGUACAAAGGAAUUAAGGGAUUAAAAGGUUUUAGAGGUCAAAAGGGAUAUAAAGGUAACAAAGGUCAAAAAGGAUAUAAGGGUUAUAAAGGAGUGAAAGGCAGUAAGGGAUAUAAAGGACAAAAAGGAUACAAAGGAUUUAAUGGGAGAAAAGGUGAAAAGGGUGAUAAAGGGACCAAAGGAUAUAAAGGUUUCAAAGGCAUGAAAGGAAAUAAAGGAUAUAAAGGUUCUAAUGGACAGAAAGGUUACAAGGGAAAUAAAGGAUACAUGGGCGAUAAAGGUUACAAAGGACAAAAAGGAAUAAAGGGAUUGAAAGGAUUUAAGGGAGAUUUCGGGAAAAAAGGAUUUAAGGCAGUCAAAGCAGAUAAAGGCCCUAGUGGUUCUAUUGGAAUAAAUGGUGUUCGAGGACUGAUGGGUGAUCGGGGUGAUAAAGGAUUUAGAGGCGAUAAAGGAUUGAAAGCUUGAGGACAAUAGACAGCAAUAGACAUUAGUUAUAGUUUGUAUAUAAUAUGAUCGGCCUAUAAGCACAACUUCUCUAAUAUCAACCGUAUUGACGAUGUAAAGAACACAGACAUGGUCAUACAACUAUACUUCAACUUCAAAAUGGAGCACAUUAACAGCUGAAUUAACAUCCGAAAAAGAUAACAAUUUCACGUCAAUUAUAUUUCUACAUACUGUUACAUAUAACAAACAAUUAUUAAAAAAAAAUCUAUUAUAUGGUACUGAGCAGGAUUUUGUUAAGUAGUAAUAAUAGUUAACGAUUUGUUUUCUAAUCUACACUAUUGUUGAUAACAUGGGUGAAAUAAUUAAACAAAUUCUAUAUCACACUUUACUGCUUUUAGCGAAAAAUAAACUUAGACGGAUGGAUUGUGUUUUUAAUGUAAUCUCAGGUUUAGUAACCUGAUGUCUUUAAUCGUCUUAUUUUGCCAUCUUAACCCUCGGCUAUGUG
Mytilus trossulus (common blue mussel) is the source of this 3826-nucleotide messenger RNA. Its product is annotated as collagen alpha-1(IV) chain-like. Gene Ontology annotation, cellular component: extracellular matrix. NCBI's taxonomy places the organism in Eukaryota, Metazoa, Mollusca, Bivalvia, Mytilida, Mytilidae. The coding region runs from base 103 to 3342 and encodes 1079 amino acids. The transcript is spliced from 8 exons. The record is from RefSeq and is a predicted model, not a curated record.